Rotaria sordida is the source of this 897-nucleotide messenger RNA. Lineage: Eukaryota; Metazoa; Rotifera; Eurotatoria; Philodinida; Philodinidae. The record is from the annotation of a GenBank genome assembly.
AUGUCUUGGCGAUUAGCAAUUCAAUCAACUAAAUUAUUAUUUUCAUAUGUUAUACCUUAUAAAAUAAAAUUAUUUCGUGAAGCACUCUUAAAUGCAAAUAUAGUAAGAAUACGACAAUUAGCUUAUGAAAAACCAAAAUUAUUACAACGAGCAAUUGAUGCAGAUGGUAAUACUGCAUUAGGUUUAGCUAUUCUAUUAGGUGAAGUAGAUGUUGUUGCAACAUUACUUGAACUUGGUAGUGAUCCAAAUAUUGCAAAUCUAUUUGAUGGUAAUCAUCCACUUGUUUUUUUGGCUAAAUUACGUUCUGAAGAAAAUUCUAAAACAUUGACAUUAGUCGAUCUUUUACUUCAUGCUGGAUCAAAUCCAUUAUGUGAAAUACGUUGUCGAGCUGAUAAUAUCAAACGUGUUGAUCCAACACAAACACCAUCAUAUUAUGAAACACCAUUACUUUGUUCUAUCCGUUUUCAAAAUGAAAGUGUUCUUAGAAAAAUACUUCAACAUGGAAUUGAUGUAAAUACACUUAACCCCGAAACAGGUACGAGUCCAUUAAUGUUAGCUGCAGCACUUGGUUAUCUUAAUAUAUGUAAUUUUUUACUUGAUUUUGGCGCUGAUGUCAAUGCAUGUGAUUUUGCAGGUAAUACACCAUUACAUUUAGCUAUUCAAGGUUUUGGUGAUAAGUUACCUAUUCUACAUACAUUACUUGAAUAUGGUGCUAAUAUUAAUGCAAUUAAUCAAGAUGGUUCUACUCCAGCUAUGUUUGCUGAACAAAUACAAGAUGAAGAAUGCAUUAGAUUACUUCAAUCAAGAUUAAAUGAUACAAAAGAUCCACCACGAUAUCAAGAAGUCGAAGGAAAUCAUCAAGAACAGAUAGAUCAAAAAUAUUUUUCAUUUACAUAA